Tetrahymena thermophila SB210 is the source of this 1635-nucleotide messenger RNA. RefSeq names its product cytochrome P450 family monooxygenase. The transcript is spliced from 3 exons. Gene Ontology annotation, molecular function: monooxygenase activity; oxidoreductase activity, acting on paired donors, with incorporation or reduction of molecular oxygen; heme binding. The record is from RefSeq and is a predicted model, not a curated record. Lineage: Eukaryota; Ciliophora; Oligohymenophorea; Hymenostomatida; Tetrahymenidae.
AUGUAACACUUCCUACUGAGAGAGAAAAUUCUAAAAUACACUUAGGAAGAACCCCCAAAAAACAUGAUAAAUUUGAUUAAAAUUUCUUUUUACUUAUUUUUGACUGUUUUCAGUAUCCUAAUUGCUAUUUAAGUAUGGAAGACCCUCAGAAUUUAUCUUAUCUACAAAAAGAAAUAUGGAAAUUAAAUUGAGUUUAUGUUCUUCCCUUUACUUGGCUUGAUCUAUUUUAUGUAAAAAUCUCUAAAAGAGAAUGAUGACGGAGCUCACUUCAUCAAAAAAGUAUGCAGAGAAAAACCUCAUGUGAAGGCAAUUAUAAUCUUAUCUGGACUCUUUAAUUAUUUUAUAGCUAUAGACAAUGAAUGGAUUAAAUUUCUCUCUCAAGAUUAAGAUAGGUUUUACAAAAAUGAUGGGAUAUUCGCUUUUAGUAAGAUGUAUGGAGAUUCUCUUCUCUUUACAUGGAGCAAAAUGUGGAAGAGAUAAAGAGCGCUAUUGAACAGCAGCUUUCAUUAUGAUUCGUUGAAGGCAAGAGUUCCAAUAAUUAAAGAUGAAGCUAAGAACUUUUGCAACUUCUUAAAGCCAGAGCAAGGAUUUGUGAAAGUAGAUAUGUUUGACGAAACCCAAAAAAUAACUUCUGAAAUAAUAACACGCACAUUCUUUAAUAGAGAGUUCAAAAACAAAUUUAUAAGCAACGGAAAAUCAUUAACAUAAGAAAUUGGAGAUAUUACAUAAGAGGCCUAUAAUUACAGAUUAUCUUCACCUUACUUUAUAUUAAAAUCCUCAUUUUUAGGCAAUACAGGUGCUUCUUUUAUUUUGAACAGCCCAACUGAAAAAGAAUACUUAUAAAGAAUGGACCAAAUUUUAAAAAUCAUAGAGUAAGAUGUUGAUUAAUCUAUUUAAGAAGUAAUAAGUACAGGAAUAGAUAUCUUUGAAUAUUAGCCAAGAAAUUUUAUUGAAAUUUACAUUAAAGAGUAUUUGAUUUAGUAGAAAAAUUUAAAAAGCAUUCCUUAAGCUGAUAUUAUAACAAAAAAGGAGAUCGUUCAGUAAUAUCUCACUUUUUAUUUUGCUGGAACUGAAACAACUGCUCAUCUUAUAUCAAUGACACUAUAUGCCUUGGCCAACAAUAAAUAAGUAUAUGAAAAAUUAAUGAAAGAAAUUAAAGAAAAUAUUAAACAAUAUGACGAAUUUCAACAUAAUAACUUGUUGUAACUUAAUUACCUUGAUUUGGUAAUAAAAGAAAGUACUCGUCUCUAUGUUGCAGCUCCUUUUAUAUUCCCAAGAGUCACAAAUUAAGAUUAUAAGAGAGAAAAUUUGUUUAUUAGAAAAGAUCUAUUAGUAAUGUAUAAAAUUGCCUAAUAUUCAGAAGAUUAAUCUUAAGUUUUUAAAGACAGCGAUUUAUUUAUUCCUGAAAGAUUCUUAAAUGGUAAAAUAAAUAAUCCUUAUGAAAUGAUUCCGUUUUCUUCUGGGUCUAGAAAUUGCAUAGGUUAGCACAUGGCUAUUUUAGAAGCAAAGUAUAUACUUAUCCAUAUACUAAUGAAUUUUGAAAUUGAACCUGUUCCCAAUUACAAACUAAGUAUUAUUUAAAAGGUUACUAAUGCUCCUUUGGAUUAAAAAUUAGUUUUAAUUAAAAGAAAAUGA